GACCGUCUCCGUUUCCGCGAACGCGACCGCGAGGACUCUGUCAACCAAUCCUCGAGGUACUGUUCUUUAUCUAUUGGCUGGCCGCGCUGCAGUGCGUCAAUGGCUUCGACACGUCGUUGGCGCUUUGCAGCUCUGGAGUUAGCGACAGGCAAUUUCUUAGGGAGGGGGGCCGAGGGAUACGAACAGCUCGCCGGUACCUCUGCGUCCCAGGGCAGAGGUCGUUUCUUUCGCGAUGGCCCUCCGGAGCCGGAGUCAAGCUUUUGGACUGGUGCGGGCAUGUCGGGCGGUACGAAGGGAGCGUUGGCGGUGGUUAUGUAGAGUCGGUGG
This is a messenger RNA of Trematosphaeria pertusa, 327 nucleotides long. RefSeq lists its product as uncharacterized. NCBI's taxonomy places the organism in Eukaryota, Fungi, Ascomycota, Dothideomycetes, Pleosporales, Trematosphaeriaceae. The coding region runs from base 100 to 318 and encodes 72 amino acids. The transcript has a single exon. The record is from RefSeq and is a predicted model, not a curated record.